AGUGACCAGGUACACAACCAAAGCAUGGCUUGCUGUCAUACGUUGUCCCGAGACUGCUUACAGGGUAAGGAAACUUAUGUCAUUUUCUAAUUUGGGGGAACUAUCCCUUUAAGUGUAUUUGAUAGAAACCUAAUCAGGAGUUCAAUGUUUUGAUUAAAUCCAAACUCUGGACAGAAUAUGCAGCCUUUUCUGGCACAUCAGAAAUGUACCCUAACUAGAUUAUGCAAGUAAAGUUAGGCCUACUCUGAUUUUUACUGUGCAGUCUUUAUAGUACCAAGCCAGAACAGCUGAAACGUACCAUCUUGCAACAUGUUGAAAUGGGAUUUUGAUCUCAAGGGACUGUACGAAGUGAUGCAAUCCUCUGAUUUGAUGAGGAAGUUGACAUCAUUUCUAGUCAUGAGUUUGAAUAGUCUCUCUGCUUUAUCGGUGUAUAAAAAAACAACACACCAGGCUUUAAUAAUAUUUUUGAACUGUUAUUUAAAAAUGUGGCAUCGGCAGUCAAUCAAUGUUCACUUAUAGGCUAGCUAGCUCAGUGGUUCAUAUCAGUGGUUCAUCAUUUGGGGAAGUUUUCAAGUCUUUGCUUGUUAGUUUCACUUUCAAAAGGGAGGGGUAAGUUGCUUUUUAGUAAUCGUUCUAUAUUUAUAUUUGGACUCUUUAUUUGUAUAUUUUACAUUACAUAUUUUUACAUUCAUUUUACACUUUGUGCUGCCUUAAUGUCACUGAUGCCAUGCUUUGUUUUGUAAUAAUCAUGUAAUUACACAUGUUAAGUUCUUGUGAUCUUAGUGGCAUCGUAGGUUAUUAUGGAAUCUUGCUUUGUUUUGGGAAGCCCAAUAUCACAUAAACAAAUAUAUUUAUGCUAUUUAUUUUCUAUUUAUGUUGACUUAAUAAUUAGAAUAGAAUAACAUACAGCAACAUUUAUAGUUGACAAGUUUGUUUUAUAGCUUAAGCUACAAUGUCACAUGAUUAUUUUUAGGCUUACAUCAAGUUUUGAAGUCAUAAUAAUUGAAUUUCUUAAUGAUAUUUCCUGUUUUAGGCCAUGUGGAUCUGUAUUGUGCCACUUUAUGCUGAAAACAAUUCCUCAAUUUAUGGAAAGGAAAGGGAAAGAAGACCUUCACCCACUUAUUAAAACCACUGCCAUAUUCAAACCACUUUGCUUGUGAGUCUUGUGUGUUAUUGAAUAAGUGGACAAUAGACAAAUAUAUUCUGUUAAACCAGUCACCGCAAGAGUGAGUCUCCCCAGUCCCCACAAUGGCGGUGGGGCCAUGCACUAUAGCACUACAGGAGCGUCGUGUGCAACUGGUGGAGAGCUGGAGCCAAAAUGUCACCCACCUCCAGGAGCUUCUUUACCAGAUAUCACAUUGUCCAGGUGCGUGGGCUACACUGUUCCCCUGCAGUACCACCAGCACGAGGUAGCCAUGGUGGGUGACGCCUUCCGGAGCCAGGACCAGGUCUGUACCUUUCAAGAUGUCUGCCAGAGUCUGCUGUCUGUUCCAGCAGAGGACGUGAGUCUGCUCUCGGGGGUGGCUGGCAGUGGGAAGACCACGGUGGUGAGACGGUUGGUUCAUGAAUGGGCAAAGGACUCUGGAUCCCAGAAGAUAGUCCUGUCCCUAUCCUUCAGAGAGCUCAAUCUGCUCAGUGAGCCUCAGAGCCUGCAGGAGCUUCUCCUGGUGCACUACAGCCACCUCAAACCUGUUCUGCCCUGGGUCAUUGACUCCCAACCUGGCCGGAUCCUACUCAUCUUGGACGGGCUCGAUGAGUUCCGCUUCCCCCUGGAAUUUGAGCGGAGCCCCAAGUGCUCGGACCCAGAGCGGAAGCUGGGCAUGGGAGAGAUGGUGGUGAACUUGAUCAAGGGUCACCUCCUCCCCGGUAUCUCCAUCCUGGUCACAUCGCGGCCCCACGCCGUCUCCAAGGUCCCUCCCCUGCUGGUGACCCAGCUCUACAGCAUCCUGGGCUUCUCUAAAGACCAGCAGAGGCACUACUUUGAGCAGAGCUGCAACUCUCCCCUGGUGGCAUCUGCCGUGUGGGGCUACGUUUCCUCCUACCAGCCCCUCCAGCUCAUGUGUCGUAUACCAGCCUUCUGCUGGAUCGUCUCCACUGCCCUUUGUGAUAGAGCCCCCUGCUGCCUUAGCCAAGUCACCACCACCACUCUGCCCAAUACAGCUAGGACAACGCCAGCAGGCUCCAGUGAUAGCUCCGCCUCCAACAACAGGGCUGAAGAAGCCACUCCAACACCUUCAACCUUCUCCUCCACUGUUCCCAGGGUGAUGUUAAUGAGCGGCCAUGUCAAGCCCAUCACCAUCACAGAGAUCUACUGUUGCUUUCUCAAGUCCAUCCUGGUGUUCCACGGAGAGGGCCACAGUCAGGAAGGCUGCAGCCCUCAGUGUCUUCAGGAGGCCCCGCGGGUCCUACGGGAGAUGCAGCCCACGCUGAGAAACCUGGGAGCCCUUGCCUUCAAGGGCCUGCUGGAGCGACGUUUCCUCUUUGACCAGGCUGAUCUGAGCUCUUUCUCCCUGGACUGCAGUGGGCUGUCCAAGACCUUCCUGGUGGAGAUCCUCCGAGAGGACCGGGCCUCGCUCACCUGCCAGAGGAGCUUCCAUUUCAUCCACACUAGUGUACAGGAGUUCCUGGCUGCUCUGUACUAUGUCCUGCAGGCCCUCUCCGGCUCAGACCCGUUCUCAGGGCUCAAGUCAGCCGUUGGUGUAGCCCUGUUUCCAGUCGCCCUGCACAAAGUGUUAACCUCCACUGCUAAUAAGCUGCUGAGGCCCAGACGGCUCCUGCGCAGAUAUGUCAAGAAGGCUUUCUCCUGGGGUGGACACCAUCAGUCUGGUCACAUGGACCUCUUCUGCAGAUUUGUAUCUGGCUUAUUGGUACCUCAAACCCGUGUCAUCCUGGAUGGACUAUUCCGAGGCAGAUCACAAAUACUCCCAUCUCCCUCCUCCUCUCUGUCCCUUCCCUCUUCUCCUCCUCCUCCCACCCCUCCCUUUCUUCUGAGCCUGCUCCACUCCCAGCUCCAAUAUGGCAGACUGAGUCCAGAGAGGCAGGUCAACGUGUGCCACUGCCUGUACGAGGCCCAGGACCCAGGCCUGGCCCAGCGUCUACAAGGCUGGCUGCAGGUCCUGGCCCAAAAACAGGUCCCAGACCAGUCUGGCCCAGCCAAGAGGGACUGGAGCGAGCUGGCCUUCCUGCUGCAGCUGAUCCCAGACCUGCAGGAUCUGAAUCUGGAGGCCCAGGGGCUGGACGCAGAGGGCCUGCGCAGACUGCUGCCUGUACUCCCUCUCUUCAGCACCCUCAGGCUAGGGCAGAAUCCACUGGGUCCAGAGGGGGCAGUUGUGUUAGCCUGUGCCAUGCAGAGCCCAGACUGCCGUGUCGAGAGACUGUGGGUGGUGGGAACAGGACUGGGUUGUAAGGGACUCAAGGUGCUUACAGAAGGACUGAAAGACAACCACACAGUGGUCGACCUCAGGAUGGCCAUCAAUCACAUUGGCGAUGUGGGAGCGGGCUGUCUGGCGGAUCUACUGCGGACCAAUCAUACACUUAAAGAUAUCAGGCUCCGUGACAACCAGAUUACUGAUAAGGGAGCAGAACUCCUCCUGGAAGCACUGACUGAGAAUACCACUCUGGAAUAUCUCUGGAUGUUUGACAACAAGUUGUCGAAGGAGGGAGUCAGGAAGCUGAAGGAGUUCGCCAGGGGCACCUCUCAUCUGGACAUCAAAGUGUGCAUCUGAUUUCAUCUGCCUUUCCUGUUGCUGAUGAUAAGACUCCAAGUACUUUAUCAUUGGUGGAUGAUAUAGUUUAUAAUCUGUGUCGUAUGGUACUUUUGCACAUAUACGUGGUAUGAAAGAUGUUAUUAGUAUUUCAUUCUUAUUUUUGUUCAAUCAACUAAGAGUUUACAUUUGGUUGUCAGGUUUUAGUAGGUCAAUGAAUAUAGCCAUUGGUCAAUGAAAUCGUCUGCAAUAGGUUUACACGGUUUUUCAAUAGUUUGCAUUCUUGUGUGUCAGAAAUGCCUCCAAGUAAAGAGCUUAAACGUUUAAACAACACUUCCAUGGAUUGCCAGCAGAGAGCAAUAUACCUGCAUACACAUUACCUACUGGAAGGCUAGGGUCAUAGUCUACUAUGUGCAAAUGAAAUGAUCAUGUUUCCUCUCUAACAAAGCUGGGCAUUAAUGGUUAACAAUAAUUAGUUGGUACACAACUAAAUUUCACUACCUAAAAUUAAUGUUGAAAUGUAUGAAGUUGAGGGUGAAAAAACGAAGUUGAGAGUAUUUCUUUAUUCUACCACAAGAUGUCCCCCUCAAUAUACACAUUUUUGCAGUGUUUUUGUUUGCAUCCUUCCUAGUCUGGUCCAUAGGGACAUGGCAUUAUCCUUUGUUUCCCAAUAUGUCACGUUACCUGAAUAAUAAGGUCAUUUUUUUUCAUGCCCACUCUUUGAUUUUAUUUAAUGAGGGACAGUGCUACUAUUACUACACAUCUAAUUCUAGAUUUUCUCACCUGUUAAGUUAGAAACUCAUAUUACCCUUGUUAUGCACUUUGGAAAAAGUUUGUCAAAAAAAAAAAAAAAAACAUUAAACAACUACUACUGUUUUUGUUUUAUCUAUAAAUAGACUAGGCGAUGUACAAACCUCAAAAUGUAAUUGAAAAUAAAUAAUGAGUGCACCGGUCCUUAUUCAA
Salmo salar (Atlantic salmon) is the source of this 4667-nucleotide messenger RNA. NCBI's taxonomy places the organism in Eukaryota, Metazoa, Chordata, Actinopteri, Salmoniformes, Salmonidae. The record is from RefSeq and is a predicted model, not a curated record.